GGGUCAGACAGAGCCCUGAAAGGAGGAGCAGAGGGAAGGAGGUGUUUUGUGUUUUCGCCUUCAGCGACAGUUUUUGUGAAACGUGCAGAGAGAGAGACGCUACUCUGAUCUCCAUCACUCCUUCAUUCAUUUCUUCACUGGUUCAUAAGUGUGAGGAUGUGUGUGUGCUGGAUUCAUCCUCUGCUGGUAUCAGCUGUCACGAUGAUGUCAUCAUGGUGCGUUCAAGGCCUGCGAGUGGAUCUGAUUCCAAAGAGUCCCCUGUUUAAACUGGGGGGCCGGAGCCAGCUGGUAUGUGCGGUCCAGGACUGUCCCACGAGGCCAAGCGUGUCAUGGUCUGUACUAGGGGACCGUCCUCUCACGGCCUCCAUCAGCACCAACGGAACGGGCUCUGUGUUGACCUUUGACCCCGUGAUGAUGGAGCAUGAGGGAAUGCUGGUGUGCAGAGUGAGCUGUGGAGGAGAGACCAGGCAGAACAAAACCUCCCUCAAAGUUUACUCCUUCCCAUCAACCCCGAUGAUAAGCGGACAGGACCACCUGAGGCUGGGGGCAGAGUCUCUUCUCACCUGCAAGGUGUCUGAGGUUUACCCCCCUGAGCAGCUGACCCUGAGCUGGCUCAGAGGAGAUGUUGUCCUGCAGAGCAUCAUGGGAGAUCCUGGAUCCAGCUCUGUCCAGUCUGAGUAUAGAUUCAUCCCUCAGGCCCAGGACUCAGGAGGGUUCAUCAGCUGCAGAGCCAUGCUGGACAUACAGGACCUACCGUCCCAGGACCACACCAGAGAGACUAGUGUCCUCCUGAACCCACUCUAUCCUCCUGUGGUCACUGUGACUAAAGACUCCAUGUUGGUGAUGGCAGGCUCUCGGCUCACUCUAAACUGUUCAGCAGAGGGAAACCCUGAGCCCACGCUCACCUGGACCUUCAGGAGAGCUGAGGGAGGGUCUGAGGGGCGGGGUCAAGGCCUUCAGCUGGUCCUCGACCCGGUGAUUCUGUCUGAAUCAGGAUGGUACGACUGUGAAGCACGAAACACUGAGGGGAACCAGACCGCUGCUGUAGAGGUCAAAGUUCAUGCCCCUCCAACCAACACCUCCCUCUCACUUAGUCCAGGUGAGGAGGUGGUGGAGGGCCAACAGGUGACGUUUACCUGUCACUCAGAGGGAGCUCCACCCACUGUAGUGGUGCUAAAGAGAGAGGGGGUGGAGCUCCAGAUGACUGACUCCGCCUCCUCCUCCUCACUCUCCUUCAACAUCUCCUCCGCCCAGCUGGAAGACUCUGCCCACUACCAGUGUGAAGCAUCCAACCAGUACGGAUCCCAGCUAGUCAGCAGCUCACUCACAGUCAGAGCUCACCCUCUGCAGGUUGAGGUGAGUCCCCCUGUCUUUGCAGCAGAGCUGGGUUCAGCUCUGGUUCUCACCUGUAAUGCCUCUGGAUGUCUCCACCCCCCCACUCUCACCUGGAGACGGACAGACUAUGAUGGGACAGUCUUCCAGAGGACAAAUCAGCAAGAUGGACUGUCCCUGCUCCACCUGAAGGACGUGGACCUCCAGUAUCAAGGGGGAUUCACCUGUGAGGCUGAGUGUGACUCCGUCAUCAGGACCGCACACACCCAGAUCCAGGUGUACUCCUUUCCAUCUGAUCCGGAUGUAAGGGAUCCUGGUCCCAUCUUGCUGGGUCAGGAGGCAGUCUUUAGCUGUGGCGUCAGAGACGUCUUCUCUGCCAAUCAGAUGAGCAUCCAGUGGCUGAUGGGUAACACAACACUGACAACAGAGUCCCUCACGUUCUCCGGUUCGGUACGGAACGUCUCAUCUGUUCACCAGCACCUGGUCUUAGAGGAGCAGCAGGUUCUGACCUGCAGAGCUGAACUGCUGACAGAGGAUGGGGACGUGUGGAGGACCAGGGAGACCAGCAUCAACAUGCAGGUCCACUAUCCUCAGAGGAGCACCUCCCUCUCACUUAGUCCAGGUGAGGAGGUGGUGGAGGGCCAACAGGUGACGUUUACCUGUCAGUCAGAGGGAACUCCGUCCACUGUACUGGUGUUAAAGAGAGAGGGGGUGGAGCUCAAGAGGACUGACUCUGCCUCCUCUUCCUCCUCGCUCUCCUUCAACAUCUCUUCCGCCCAGCUGGAAGACUCCGCCCACUACCAGUGUGAAGCAUCCAACCAGUACGGAUCCCAGCUAGUCAGCAGCUCACUCACAGUCAGAGUUCCUCCCAGGAACACCACAGUCCUCGUCCUGCCAUCUACGGUGGUCCAGGAGGGACAAAACGUCACUGUGUGCUGCCACACCGUCAGUUUCCCUCCCUCAGCCGUGGUCCUGAAGAAGCUGACCAAUGGGAUGGAGCUACAUUCCUCCAACGGCACCUUCCUACUGGUCAACGUCACGGCCAGAGACUCUGGGGUUUACCAGGUCAAUGUGACAAACGAUCUCGGGUACCAGGUCAAAAUGUUCAGUAUCAGUGUCACAGAGAGAAGAACUAAACUUCCUCCUAGACUCAGCGCCGUCAUCAUCCCAGCCAUUUGUGUAGCCGCUGGGCUAGCAGCCGCCGCUCUGCUCCUUGACUACCUGAGGCGGUCUAAGAAGAAGGGUUUCUAUCAGCUUCCCCAGUCUACCCCGCCCUCAGCCUGAGGCCAGCACCGCACCCAACAUGUGGCUUCAGUGCCCUAACAUGUGGCUUCAGUACCCCAAUACGUGGCUUCAGUACCCCAACAUUUGAAAUCAUGGGGCUUCAUGUCUGAAUAUGUGGCUUCUGUAUCUCAGUCUGUGGCUAUAACAUCCAAACAUGUGCUAUCAUGUCCUGACUCGUAGCUUCACUACACUAACAUGUGGUGACUUUUGUCCGUCCACGGCACUUCCAGACCUGUGGCUGCAAAUUAGCAACACGCGACCAUCACUCUUCAUAUCAACCUUUUUGGAAGGCAGCUCCCAGCAUGUGGCUCAAUCUACUAAACAAAGGGACUACUCUGCAUUUACAUGUGGCUACUGGUUUUGAACAUGUGGCCGCUGGUUUUGAACAUGUGGCCACUGGUUUUGAACAUGUGGCUACUGAUUUUGAACAUGUGGCUACUGCUUUUUAACAUGAGACUACUGGUUUUGAAUAUGUGGCUACUGGCUUUGAACAUGUGGCUACUGGUUUUGAACAUGUGGCCACUGGUUUUGAACAUUUGGCUAUUGAUUUUGAACAUGAGGCUACUGGUUUUGAAUAUGUGGCUACUGGCUUUGAACAUGUGGCUACUGGCUUUGAACAUGUGGCUACUGAUUUUGAACAUGUGGCUACUGAUUUUGAACAUGUGGCUACUGAUUUUGAACAUGUGGCUGCCUGUUUCCAUCAAGUGACAACGUGUACAUGCAUGAGUGUUGUAUGUUUAUAAGCCAACAUGUGGCAACGAGCUGUCAUCAUGUGACUACCAUGUCUGCCGUGUGGUUCUGUCACGUCAACAUCUCGUUUUUCUGCUUGUAUGUGCUGCCACACUAUCCAGAUUGAUAAGUGUAUUAAGAGUAAUUUUUAACAAGUGACAACCAUCUAACCUAUAUGUGGCCAAUCAAUCAAUCAAUCAAUCAAUUAUUUAUAUAGCACCAUUUCACAGCGCAUUUUAUCUCAUGUGGCCUUUAUAUCCUGAAAUGUGACAAUAUGAUAUGAAAGUGUGGCUAACGUGUCAAUGUUAGCUAAUCUUCCUCCUGUAGCCACCAUGUCCUGUCUCAUUAGGCUAACAUGGAGCUACCACUUCCAGUCCUGUGACCACCGUCUCCCAACAUGUGGUGAUCUCUUUGUUUCCCCUCGUUGAACUAACACCUUCACAUAUGUGGCUUAAAGAUUGAACACACUUUGUUUUAAGAUUCUGAAACGUGGCCGAGCAUGAAGCAACAACAUGAGACAACAUAUGAUCUGCAUGACAACCUACUCCCAACCAGAAUCCUAAGGUGGCUUUGAUAUCCAGUCUGGGACUACUCUCCAAACAUCUGGUUGAUUUCAUGGCUUUUUACUUUUAUCAAGUGACCUCUGGGUCUUGAUUUGGCUCCUCGUCCUCAUUAGUUUCCUUAAGACUUAUACACUGGACCACAGAAACCUGAACUGUAGCUACCGAACUCCAAUGGUUGCCUCGUUCAGGACAGCGAGACGUGACGGGUGACUUUGCACAAUGAUCCAUAUAAGACUUCAGACUGUCCUGGGGUUGUAUAACAGAAGAUAAGGAGUUAACAGAUCAAUCUCUCAGACUUUGGGGGUUUCCGUCGUGAACCUGAGGAGGAUGGAAGUGAAACUAAAGCUGGAACAGAAAGUUUCCAGUGUGGUUUGGUACUGCUGCACCUUGACUUUUAUAUUUUUCAUGUGCUUUGAUGUGAAAUGAUCUGAUUAGGAUCUGACACAGGGGGGGGGUCCUCUGUUUGGGAGUUAUCCAACAUAUUUAUUUCUUCUCUGGUCCUGGAGCUCGUAUAAGCAAGGAUCAGAUUUUCUUGGAAUUUCCUGUGAUUCAGCAGCCGCUCAGAAAGCUUUCCCUUUCACUUCUCUCCCUCGCUCUAUUUACUGGAAGUCCUCAGCACAUCCCAGCCAAUCACCAAGGCGACGCUCCUGUUCACACAGGGAGUCCUCUUUGAGUAUAUGGGCCAGUCUGAAGGAACGGGUUUGACCUGCUGCUGAGAGGAACUGCAGUGUUCCAGAGAGGGAGUUAAACCCGACCCAAAGGGACCCAAGACACCCAGAUCUGCUGAGUGUGUGUGAGUGGAAAGAAUGUAAUGAAGAAGACGAGUGAAUAAACAUGUCUCUUUUACAAAACUGGA
Molecule: messenger RNA, 4764 nt
Organism: Notolabrus celidotus (New Zealand spotty)
Lineage: Eukaryota; Metazoa; Chordata; Actinopteri; Labriformes; Labridae
Gene: vcam1b
Product: vascular cell adhesion molecule 1b
Exons: 10
Coding region: 157-2616 (819 amino acids)
Biological process (GO): cell-cell adhesion
Cellular component (GO): membrane
Source: RefSeq, a predicted model, not a curated record